This is a messenger RNA of Lottia gigantea (owl limpet), 237 nucleotides long. RefSeq lists its product as hypothetical. NCBI's taxonomy places the organism in Eukaryota, Metazoa, Mollusca, Gastropoda, Lottiidae. The annotation marks the transcript as partial. The record is from RefSeq and is a predicted model, not a curated record. The transcript has a single exon.
AAUUUUCAAAGAUUGGCAGAGUCAUUGAUAAAACCAUCAGAUAUUAGAACAGCACCAAUUCUCCAUGGGAGGAAGUAUGAAGAUGCUGCAAUUAGAAAGUACGAAAACAUUUCUCAAAAUAAGGUCACAAGAUGUGGAAUCUUUGUUUGUGAAGAGUUCCCGUUCUUGGCAGCAUCACCUGAUGGGUUUAUCAAUGACUCAACUGUGAUUGAAGUUAAGUGUCCAUAUGUUGCCAAG